AUUUUAAUGAGAAAUUUUUUUUUAUAUAAAAAGUCAAAUUUUUUUUAUAUAUUACAUUAAGUUACGAGAAAAACUGAAACAAGAUGUUGAAAUUUAUAUUUUUCAUUGGUGCCAUUUUCUUUUCAGGGGUUGUUGGCAAUGAAAAUAGUACUGGAAUAAAAUUGCAAGCUUGGAAAAUUGUUAAUGAAGCAUUAAGUAGUGGCAUUGAAGUAUUACAUGAAGCUGAAAAUUUAGCAGAUACCAAUAUUGGAGACUUCAAAUUGCAAAUAACGAAUUUUGAUUAUCAACUUCAUGAAAAAUAUUUUCCCAUAAGAAGCUCGGUGUGGAAUGAAAUUUCAAUUGCACUAGAGGAGGAAAGUAAUUACACUAUUGGUGAAUGUUUAUUAAUGAAAUUAAAUUAUGAUGAAACAAAAUGGGAGGCUGUGGAAAAAUUCGGGAGUUGUAUGAAUGAGAAUUUUAUUCAUAUUGCCGAAAAUAAAACUCGAGAAUUGAAAAAUAAUUAUAUUUCUUUUCUUAGAAAUUUAAUUAAUUUAAAAACUCAAUUUAUUGACAGUAAGAAUUUUCUUGGCUCGUCUCUCGAUCAUUUUUCGACGUUUAUAGGGGCACAACUUUCAUUUUUCAGCAAAAAAAUAGGAGAUACUGUUUUCAGUAUAACGCAAUUAUUGACGAAAUCAGAAAUUUGUCAUCAAUUAAAAGAAAUUCAUUUUUUCAAUGAAAGAUCGUUGCAUGUUGUUAACGAUGUCAAGGGUUGUAUUAAAAUCAAAAAAGAAUUGUCAGAAUAUGUAAAAUUGAAAUAAUUUUUUUUUUAAUUA
Molecule: messenger RNA, 812 nt
Organism: Leptopilina boulardi
Lineage: Eukaryota; Metazoa; Arthropoda; Insecta; Hymenoptera; Figitidae
Exons: 3
Coding region: 84-797 (237 amino acids)
Source: RefSeq, a predicted model, not a curated record